Penicillium argentinense is the source of this 2010-nucleotide messenger RNA. RefSeq lists its product as uncharacterized. Lineage: Eukaryota; Fungi; Ascomycota; Eurotiomycetes; Eurotiales; Aspergillaceae. The coding region runs from base 1 to 2010 and encodes 669 amino acids. The transcript has 6 exons. The record is from RefSeq and is a predicted model, not a curated record.
AUGCAGCAAGCUAGACCCAAACCACCUGUGACCGUACCAUCGACGCCGUCGCCUUGGAACACGGACACGCCGAUUGAUGAACGGUAUUUCGGUGCCCAGGAAGCCAAGGUCGCAAUCCAGAAUGCUCUCAAGUCCCAUACCCCUCCCAUUUUCCCCCAGGGCUCAAAGCAGUCGCGGGCUAAACAAGACCCCAGUCCGGGCAAGAUAAAGUAUUUUUCUCGUCAGCAGCCCGACGGCGAGCAAACAGGCACAUGGAUCAAAACGUCCCAGAGCGAUCCCCAGCACAUCUGCAUUUGGGGUGACCCAAGCGGAGUUGCUGAAGCAAAACAACUGCUCCGUAAGCAGCUUUCUAAGCCAGUGACUGCGUUCUACCACAGCCCCUUCAAAAAGCCCAUUCGCCUCUCUCGCCAUUCACUCCCUGCGCUUCUCCCAACCGGGCCCCAUCCAACAGCACAGAAGCCAUUUGGGCCACCCCCGAUCCAGCCUAUCCAGCCAAAGGGCACGUCUGAGUCCAUCCUGGAGCUCCGGAAAGAGCCUAGGAACACAAAGGCCUCUUACAAGUUGAUGUUCUACUGGCCCAAAGAUGGCCCAACUCUCCGAGCAACCUUUGGGGAAGAGCUUGAGCGGCUCGAUGGUCUUCGACAACAACUCGGAUGCCAUAUCUUUGUCACCGACGAUCUGAAGGACUUCCUCUGCGUGUCCAGCGAUCAGCACAUAUCUCUUGAAAAGAUCGCGAGACUCCUCCAAGGGGAGUGGAAGAAUGCAUUCGCUAAAAGUGAUACCCGUGUCAAAGCCUAUCUUCUUGAGCCCCCUAGAAACAUGGAAGCCGCCGAAAGAGUGGCUGUUCAGCAUCAGAAAGGCAAUGAGAAGACCAUUCCGAGCCCCUAUGGCAAAGAUCCAGAACACAACCCAAAGGAGAAAGCACAGCAGGGUCUCAUUGAACUCCAAAAUAAGAAUCGCAGAUUGCUCCGAGACAGCCUCCACAAAUGCCUUGGCCUUAUCCAAUACACCAAGGGCAACAUGAGGAUGCGUGUUAAGUUCGGCACAUUCGUCCUUGAGAAAUUCAGGAAAAUAGGGAAAGAAGCCUCGGUCUAUCGCUUCGGUGAAUUCGCUGAUAUGAUUCUUGAUGACCGCUGUCAAGGACAUCUUGUACCUGGCUUGGAAAUCCGCCCAGAGAUACUUCUGAAACGAUGCAUCGACUCUCCCAACUUCCUGGAGCUCAAGGGCGGAAACCUCGCCUCUCUCAAAUCGAUUCCCACUACGCAGUCGGCUAGCUUCGAAUUCCUCGGAAAGAAAAACACUCCGGCAACUAUCCGAUUGGAAAUCAACUUCGGCGACGGGAGUACGGGCGCAGAGCUUUCGGCAGGCCAUACCCAGUGGCUCACAAUCCCCGCAAAUCGAGAGGCAGCGGCACAGCGACUGCCCAUGCAACUGUGCCGUGUCGACUUUGAUAGAUGCGACUGGCAAGUCGGAAUCGAAUUCUUCGACAUUCUCGAAGAAGACAAGAUCAGCCCCGAGCAGCGAUACUUCGCCGAGACCGUGAAGCAGGAGCCGGGGCGACGCGAAGAGUCGCUGACAUCGACGCCCGGCCGACGCAUCUCCUUCAUUGAUCACGUACCCAUCUCCCGUUUCAUUCAGAAGAGCGCGGUUCAGCUCCAAGUCAAAGGCACCAACUAUGUGCUGGAGCUGGCUCGGUAUGAAGAAUUCACUCGCUCUCCUGACUUCGGUAAUCGGUGGUUCGCACCAAAGGUGUGUUGGGGAGCAACUCUCUACAACCCAGAGUGGGACCAGGCUCUGGGCCGCAAAGAUGAGCAACGCAGUGGUGGUCUUCAGAAAUUCUUCCCGCCCCUCAAGGGCAAGAGCCGUGAAUGGGAUGACUCGGGCUACCAGGAGUUUCUGCGGGUGGUGAGGGCAACAGCAACAAUGCUGGGCAUUGGUGGGGACCCCAAUUCGGGAUAUGGGCCAGGGAUGCUCCGGAUCCUAACAGGAGAUCUGGGGACUUUCUUCUGA